GCAUGCUCCGCCCGCCCGCCUCCGCGCCCCGCCCCCUGCGCCCCGGCUCGCCCCCGCCCUCGCGCGCUCGGGCCCCUCCGGCCUGGCGGCCGACGUUCCGCGUGCGUGCGGGCGCCUGACUUCACUUCCGGCUAACGCGCUCCGCUUGCCCCCUGGCCCCGGAUGGUGACUGGCGGUGGUGCUGCACCUCCCGGGACUGUCACUGAGCCGCUUCCCAGUGUGAUUGUGCUGAGCGCAGGCCGGAAGAUGGCGGCUGCGGCUGCGGCGGCCUCAGGCCCGGGCUGCUCCUCGGCGGCGGGAGCGGCCGGGGUCUCUGAGUGGCUGGUGCUGCGAGACGGCUGCAUGCGCUGCGACGCCGACGGGCUGCACAGCCUCUCCUACCACCCGGCGCUCAACGCCAUCCUGGCCGUCACCAGCCGCGGGACCAUCAAAGUCAUCGACGGCACCUCAGGGGCCACCCUGCAGGCCUCGGCGCUCAGCGCGAAACCAGGAGGACAAGUGAAAUGUCAGUAUAUUUCUGCUGUGGAUAAAGUUGUAUUUGUGGAUGAAUAUGCAGUAGGAUGUAGGAAAGACCUCAAUGGGAUCUUGUUGUUAGAUACUGCUCUACAGACUCCGGUUGCAAAGCAGGAUGAUGUGGUUCAGCUUGAAUUGCCCGUUACAGAGGCACAGCAGCUCUUAUCAGCAUGUUUAGAAAAGGUAGAUAUUUCAAGUACAGAAGGUUAUGAUUUGUUCAUCACACAGCUCAAAGAUGGUUUAAAAAAUACAUCUCAUGAAACUGCAGCAAACCACAAAGUUGCUAAGUGGGCCACAGUUACAUUUCAUCUUCCUCAUCAUGUGUUGAAGUCCAUUGCCAGUGCCAUUGUAAAUGAACUCAAGAAAAUAAAUCAAAAUGUUGCUGCCUUACCUGUGGCAUCCUCAGUGAUGGACAGAUUGUCUUACCUCUUACCUAGUGCACGUCCAGAACUCGGAGUGGGGCCAGGCCGUUCUGUAGACAGAUCCUUGAUGUAUAGUGAAGCUAAUAGACGGGAGACAUUUACCUCAUGGCCCCAUGUAGGCUACAGGUGGGCACAACCAGAUCCCAUGGCUCAAGCUGGAUUUUAUCAUCAGCCUGCUUCAUCUGGAGAUGAUCGAGCCAUGUGUUUUACUUGUAGUGUCUGUCUUGUCUGUUGGGAACCUACUGAUGAACCUUGGUCUGAACAUGAGAGACAUUCCCCCAACUGCCCGUUUGUGAAAGGUGAGCACACCCAGAAUGUGCCGUUGUCUGUCACUCUUGCCACGAGUCCUGCACAGUUUCCUUGUACGGAUGGAACCGACAGGAUAUCUUGCUUUGGGUCUGGAAGCUGCCCUCAGUUUUUAGCUGCUGCAACUAAACGAGGAAAGAUUUGCAUAUGGGAUGUUUCCAAACUUAUGAAGGUGCACUUAAAGUUUGAAAUCAAUGCCUAUGAUCCAGCAAUUGUACAACAGCUUACUCUGUCAGGAGAACCAAGCUCAGGAGUUGAUUCAACAAGACCAACUUUGGCAUGGCUGGAGGAUUCCUCCAGUUGCUCAGAUAUACCGAAAUUGGAAGGAGAUAGUGAUGAUUUACUGGAGGAUUCAGACAGUGAAGAGCAUUCCAGAUCAGAUUCUGUGACAGGGCAUACAUCACAAAAGGAAGCCAUGGAAAUAAGCCUGGAUGUAACAGCACUCAGUAUUCUCCAACAGCCAGAAAAGCUUCAGUGGGAGAUUGUUGCAAAUGUGCUGGAAGAUACUGUUAAAGAUCUUGAAGAACUUGGUGCAAAUCCUUGCUUAACCAGCUGCAAGAGUGAAAAGACAAAGGAGAAGCACCAGGAGCAACACAACAUUCCCUUUCCGUGUUUGUUGGCGGGAGGUUUACUAACAUACAAAUCUCCUGCGACCUCACCCAUUAGUAGUAAUUCUCAUAGGUCACUGGAUGGUUUAAGCAGAACUCAGGGUGAAAAUAUAUCAGAGCAAGGGUCAACAGACAAUGAAUCCUGCACUAAUUCAGAACUUAAUUCUCCUCUAGUAAGGAGGACUUUGCCGGUUUUACUUCUUUAUAGCAUCAAGGAAUCUGAUGAGAAAGCAGGAAAAAUAUUUUCACAGAUGAACAAUAUUAUGAGCAAAAGUUUGCAUGAUGACGGUUUCACUGUUCCCCAGAUCAUUGAAAUGGAGCUGGACAGUCAGGAACAGCUGUUGCUGCAGGACCCACCUGUGAGUUACAUUCAGCAGUUCGCAGAUGCGGCCACCAACCUUACCUCUCCAGAUUCUGAGAAGUGGAGCUCAGUGCUGCCUAAGCCUGGGACUUUGGUUCAGUGCUUGAGGCUGCCGAAGUUCGCAGAGGAGGAGAAUCUUUGCAUAGACUCCAUAACUCCCUGUGCCGAUGGAAUCCAUUUGUUGGUAGGACUGCGGACAUGCCCUGUUGAAUCCUUGAGUGCAAUAAAUCAAGUAGAGGCCUUGAAUAAUUUAAAUAAAUUAAACUCUGCACUAUGUAGUAGACGGAAAGGUGAGCUGGAAUCAAAUCUCGCUGUAGUCAACGGUGCAAAUCUUAGUGUAAUCCCACAUGAAUCACCAGCAGAUGUACAGACGCCUCUGAUCAUUGAGCCUGAGCAGAGGAACGCCAGUGGUGGAUAUUUAGUGCUUUAUAAAAUGAAUUAUGCCACUCGGAUAGUGACUUUAGAAGAAGAGCCCAUAAAAAUUCAACAUAUCAAAGAUCCCCAGGACACAAUUACCUCGCUCAUUUUGCUUCCACCAGAUAUAUUGGAUAAUCGAGAGGAUGAUUGUGAGGAACCUGCUGAAGAAAUGCAGUUAACCUCAAAAAAUGGCUUUGAAAGGGAGAGAAAGUGUGACAUUUCAACUCUUGGACACCUGGUAAUAACCACUCAGGGAGGAUAUGUAAAAAUACUAGAUCUUUCAACCUUCGAGAUUUUGGCCAAAGUGGAGCCUCCUAGAAAGGAGGGCACUGAGGAACAGGACACAUUUGUCUCCGUCAUCUACUGCUCGGGCACAGAUCGGCUGUGUGCGUGCACCAAAGGUGGUGAGCUUCAUUUUCUCCAAAUUGGAGGAACCUGUGAUGAUAUUGAUGAAGCUGAUAUUCUAGUGGAUGGAUCUCUUUCUAAAGGAGUAGAGCCAUCUUCAGAAGGUUCUAAACCUUUGUCAAAUCCUUCAAGUCCUGGCAUUUCAGGAGUUGAUUUGUUGGUGGACCAGCCACUCACACUUGAAACCUUGACGUCUCUAGUGGAGCUCACCCGCUUCGAGACCUUAACCCCACGGUUUUCAGCUACUGUCCCUCCAUGCUGGGUGGAAGUUCAGCAAGAACAGCAGCAAAGGAGGCAUCCUCAGCACCUCCACCAGCAGCACCAUGGAGAUGCCGCUCAGCACACUAGAACUUGGAAACUGCAGACGGACAGCAACAGCUGGGAUGAACAUGUAUUUGAACUGGUUCUACCUAAGGCUUGUAUGGUUGGACAUGUGGACUUCAAAUUUGUUCUGAACUCAAACAUCACCAACAUUCCUCAGAUACAAGUGACACUGCUGAAAAACAAAGCUCCAGGCUUAGGGAAAGUUAAUGCUCUUAACAUUGAAGUGGAACAAAAUGGGAAACCGUCCCUGAUUGAUUUGAAUGAAGAAAUGCAGCACAUGGAUGUAGAGGAAUCACAGUGUCUUAGAUUAUGUCCAUUUUUAGAGGAUCAUAAAGAAGACAUUCUGUGUGGGCCGGUAUGGCUUGCUAGUGGCCUUGAUCUGUCAGGUCAUGCUGGGAUGUUGACGUUAACAAGCCCCAAACUUGUUAAAGGUAUGGCAGGAGGAAAAUAUCGCUCAUUUUUAAUCCAUGUGAAGGCAGUGAAUGAAAGAGGAACAGACGAUAUUUGUAACGGUGGUGUACGUCCUGUUGUGAGACUCCCAUCCCUGAAACACCAGAGUAACAAGGGCUACUCGCUGGCUUCCCUGUUGGCUAAAGUUGCAGCAGGAAAGGAAAAAUCAUCUAAUGUGAAGAAUGAAAAUGCAGGUAGUACUCGGAAAGCUGAAAACCUCCGCGGCUGUGAUUUACUGCAGGAGGUCUCAGUCACCAUUAGAAGAUUCAAGAAAACUUCCAUCCCUAAGGAAAGAGUGCAGCGAUGUGCCAUGUUACAGUUUUCAGAAUUUCAUGAGAAGCUUCUUGACACUCUUUGCAGAAAAGUAGAUGAUGGCCAGAUCACAGAACACGCCCAGAGCCUUGUGUUGGACACUCUGUGUUGGUUAGCUGGAGUGCAUUCAAAUGGACCUGGAAGCUCAAAGGAAGGAAAUGAGAGUCUACUUUCAAAAACACGAAAGUGUCUUUCAGACAUCAUACGUGUGUGCUUCUUUGAGGCAGGACGCAGUAUAGCCCAUAAGUGUGCCCGCUUUCUAGCCUUGUGCAUCAGUAAUGGCAAAUGUGACCCAUGUCAGCCGGGAUUUGGAUCUGUUCUUUUGAAGGCUUUACUUGAUAACAUGCCAUUCUUGCCUGCAGCAGCAACUGGUGGUUCUGUCUAUUGGUAUUUUGUCCUGUUGAAUUAUGUUAAAGAUGAAGAUUUGGCUGGAUGCAGUACGGCUUGUGCAUCUUUGCUUACUGCUGUGUCCAGACAGUUACAGGACAGGCUGACACCAAUGGAGGCUUUACUUCAAACAAGAUAUGGGCUCUACAGCUCGCCAUUUGAUCCAGUCCUGUUUGAUUUGGAGAUGAGUGGUUCUUCCUGUAAAAAUGUAUACAACAGCAGUAUUGGUGUCCAGUCCGAUGAAAUUGAUUUAUCAGAUGUCCUUUCAGGAAACGGAAAGGUCAGCAGUUACACAGCUGCUGAGGGCAGCUUUACGUCUCUGACUGGACUGCUGGAAGUGGAACCACUGCACUUUACUUGUGUGUCAACUAGUGAUGGAACCAGAAUAGAAAGGGAUGAUGCAAGUACGUUUACUGUGAGUUCCUUCGGGGUUACUCCUGCAGUAGGUGGACUUUCAUCUGGGACAGUUGGGGAAGCCUCGACAGCCCUGAGUUCAGCAGCCCAGGUAGCUUUGCAGUCUCUCUCUCAUGCAAUGGCUUCAGCCGAGCAACAGCUGCAGGUGCUGCAAGAGAAACAGCAGCAGCUUUUGAAGCUUCAGCAACAGAAAGCAAAGCUGGAAGCCAAGUUACAUCAGACAACAGCUGCAGCAGCUGCGGCAGCAUCAGCAGCAACAGCAGUAGGUCCUGUUCACAACUCUGUGCCUUCCAACCCAGUGGCUGCCCCUGGAUUCUUCAUUCAUCCAUCUGAUGUUAUUCCACCCACUCCAAAAACAACACCACUUUUUAUGACUCCACCACUCACUCCACCCAAUGAAGCAGUAUCCGUUGUGAUUAAUGCCGAACUUGCACAACUUUUCCCAGGCUCAGUCAUUGAUCCCCCAACAGUCAAUCUUGCUGCACAUAACAAAAAUUCCAACAAGUCCAGAAUGAAUCCACUCGGUUCUGGUCUGGCCCUUGCAAUUUCUCAUGCUUCACACUUUCUUCAGCCUCCACCUCACCAGUCCAUCAUUAUAGAACGAAUGCAUUCAGGAGCCAGGAGAUUUGUGACUUUGGAUUUUGGCAAAUCAAUACUGUUGACAGAUGUUCUGAUUCCAACUUGUGGAGACUUGGCUUCCUUAUCAAUUGACAUUUGGACUUUAGGAGAAGAGGUAGAUGGGAGGCGAUUGGUGGUAGCAACUGAUAUAAGCACUCAUUCCCUGAUUCUCCAUGAUUUAAUACCACCUCCUGUGUGCAGAUUCAUGAAGAUCACUGUCAUUGGACGUUAUGGCAGUACCAAUGCAAGAGCCAAAAUUCCUUUAGGAUUUUACUAUGGUCAUACUUAUAUCUUGCCUUGGGAAAGUGAACUGAAAUUAAUGCAUGAUCCUCUAAGGGGAGAGGGCGAGUCUGCAAACCAGCCAGAGAUUGAUCAGCAUUUAACAAUGAUGGUUGCUCUGCAGGAGGAUAUACAGUGCAGAUACAACUUGGCUUGUCAUCGUCUGGAAGCUCUUUUGCAAAGUAUUGAUCUUCCUCCUCUCAACAGUGCCAAUAAUGCACAGUACUUUUUACGAAAACCAAACAAGGCAGUGGAGGAAGACAGUAGGGUUUUUUCUGCUUACCAAGACUGUAUUCAGUUACAGCUUCAACUAAAUUUGGCUCAUAAUGCAGUGCAAAGGCUCAAAGUAGCUUUGGGUUCAAGUCGUAAGAUGCUGAGUGAAACAUCAGAUCCAGAAGAGUUAAUUCAGAUGUCCUCCACGGAGCAGUUGAGGACCACCAUCAGAUACCUUUUGGACACUUUGCUCAGCCUGCUUCACUCUUCCAAUGGACACUCUGUUCCUGCAGUUUUGCAGAGCACAUUUCAUGCCCAGGCUUGUGAGGAGCUCUUCAAACACCUGUGCAUCAGUGGAACCCCAAAGAUACGGUUACACACUGGGCUUCUGCUUGUACAGCUAUGUGGUGGUGAAAGAUGGUGGGGUCAGUUUCUUUCCAAUGUUCUUCAGGAAUUAUACAACUCAGAGCAGCUUCUCAUCUUUCCACAAGAUAGGGUCUUCAUGUUACUUUCCUGCAUUGGACAAAGGUCACUUAGUAACAGUGGAGUACUAGAAAGCCUACUUAAUCUUCUGGAUAACUUAUUGUCACCUCUUCAGCCACAGUUACCCAUGCAUAGACGGACAGAAGGAGUACUAGAUAUUCCCAUGAUCAGUUGGGUGGUUAUGCUGGUGUCCAGAUUGCUGGAUUAUGUGUCAACUGUUGAAGAUGAAGCAGCAGCUGCAAAGAAGCCUUUGAAUGGUAAAGACAGGGAGAGGUUUCUGACAGGUAACCAGUGGAGUUUUAUUAACAAUAAUCUGCAUACUCAGAGUUUAACAAGAUCAUCAAAAGGCAGCAGUAGCCUGGAUAGAUUAUAUUCCAGGAAAAUCAGAAAGCAGCUUGUUCAUCAUAAGCAGCAACUUAACCUGCUAAAAGCAAAACAGAAGGCUUUGGUGGAACAGAUGGAAAAAGAAAAAAUACAGAGUAACAAAGGAUCCUCAUAUAAACUCCUGGUAGAGCAAGCAAAGCUAAAACAAGCUACUUCAAAGCAUUUUAAGGAUUUAAUUCGUUUACGUCGGACAGCAGAAUGGUCUCGUUCUAACUUAGAUACAGAAGUUACGACCACAAAAGAAAGCCCAGAGAUAGAACCACUCCCAUUUACUCUGGCCCAUGAACGGUGUAUUUCAGUGGUCCAGAAACUUGUUUUGUUUCUCUUGUCCAUGGAUUUUACAUGUCAUGCAGAUCUCUUACUCUUUGUUUGUAAGGUUCUUGCACGCAUUGCAAAUGCUACCAGGCCAACUAUUCAUCUGUGUGAAAUUGUGAAUGAACCACAACUGGAAAGGCUGCUGUUACUUCUUGUUGGAACUGACUUCAAUAGAGGCGACAUAUCUUGGGGUGGAGCUUGGGCUCAGUAUUCCUUAACUUGUAUGCUGCAGGAUAUUUUAGCAGGAGAGUUGUUGGCUCCGGUAGCUGCAGAGGCCAUGGAAGAAGGAACUGUUAGUGAGGAUGUCGGAGCAACAGCUGGAGACUCCGAUGACUCCCUACAGCAGUCUUCCGUUCAGUUGCUGGAAACCAUAGACGAGCCUUUGACACAUGACAUAACAGGUGCACCCCCUCUCUCCUCUUUGGAAAAAGAUAAAGAAAUAGACCUGGAGUUACUUCAAGAUCUAAUGGAAGUAGACAUUGAUCCGUUAGAUAUUGAUUUAGAAAAGGAUCCUCUUGCAGCCAAAGUUUUCAAGCCAAUAAGCAGUACGUGGUAUGAUUACUGGGGUGCUGAUUAUGGCACAUACAACUACAACCCUUACAUUAGCGGUCUGGGAAUUCCUGUAGCAAAGCCACCAGCAAACACGGAAAAGAAUGGAUCACAGACAGUUAGUGUUUCUGUGUCUCAGGCCUUGGAUGCUCGCCUUGAAGUUGGUCUUGAACAGCAGGCAGAACUUAUGUUGAAAAUGAUGUCAACCCUGGAAGCAGAUUCCAUUUUACAGGCACUAACAAAUACAUCUCCAGCAUUAUCACAGUCUCCCACUGGUACUGAUGAUUCACUUCUAGGAAGUUUUCAAGCAGUGAACCAAACCAACCAACUUAUUAUCCAGCUGUCAUCUGUCCCAAUGUUAAAUGUUUGUUUCAACAAACUUUUUUCCAUGCUUCAAGUCCAUCAUGUCCAGUUGGAAUCACUUCUCCAGUUGUGGCUCACAUUGAGCUUGAAUUCCAGCUCAUCUGGAAACAAGGAGAAUGGAGCAGACAUUUUCUUAUAUAAUGCUAAUCGAGUACCUAUAAUUUCAUUAAAUCAAGCAUCAAUAACUAGCUUUCUCACAGUGCUUGCUUGGUAUCCCAAUACUUUACUUCGGACGUGGUGCCUCGUGCUUCAUAGCCUAACACUCAUGACAAACAUGCAGCUUAACUCUGGAUGCACUAGUGCUAUUGGAACUCAGGAAAGUACUGCACAUUUGUUGGUUUCCGAUCCAAACCUUAUCCAUGUGUUAGUGAAAUUUCUUUCUGGUACCAGUCCACAUGGAACAAAUCAACACAGUCCACAGGUUGGCCCAACAGCUACACAAGCUAUGCAAGAAUUUCUUACCAGAUUACAAGUACAUCUUUCUUCAACAUGUCCUCAAAUAUUCAGUGAAUUUUUGCUUAAAUUAGUUCACAUACUUUCAACAGAAAGGGGUGCCUUCCAGACAGGCCAAGGACCCCUUGAUGCCCAAGUGAAGCUGUUAGAAUUUACUUUGGAGCAAAAUUUUGAAGUUGUUUCAGUUAGCACUAUUUCUGCUGUAAUAGAAUCGGUCACCUUCUUGGUACACCACUAUAUCACUUGCUCGGACAAAGUCAUGUCUAGAAGUGGAUCUGACAGCUCCGUGGGAGCUAGAGCAUGCUUUGGUGGGCUCUUUGCCAAUCUCAUCCGUCCAGGUGAUGCAAAGGCAGUUUGUGGCGAAAUGACAAGAGACCAACUUAUGUUUGAUUUGUUAAAACUUGUUAACAUUUUAGUUCAGUUGCCCCUUUCAGGCAACAAGGAAUACAGUGCAAGAGUGUCUGUGACCAGCAAUACAACAGAUAGUGUGUCAGAUGAAGAAAAAGUCUCGGGAGGCAAAGAUGUCAAUGGAAGUGGCAGCUGCAGUCCAGGAUCUCCUGCCCAUGUCGCUGACCUGGUCUUAGCCAACCAACAAAUUAUGAGCCAGAUUCUGUCUGCUCUGGGUCUGUGUAACAGCAGUACCAUGGCAAUGAUCAUUGGGGCAAGUGGAUUACAUCUUACCAAACAUGAAAAUUUUCAUGGUGGAUUAGAUGCGAUAUCAGUUGGGGAUGGAUUGUUUACCAUACUGACAACCCUUAGUAAAAAAGCAUCCACAGUCCACAUGAUGCUGCAGCCCAUUUUGACCUACAUGGCCUGUGGCUAUAUGGGCAGACAAGGUUCUCUUGCUACCUGCCAGUUAUCUGAACCAUUAUUGUGGUUCAUUUUAAGAGUAUUGGAUACUAGUGAUGCGUUGAAAGCAUUCCAUGAUAUGGGUGGUGUUCAGCUGAUUUGCAACAAUAUGGUUACUAGUACAAGGGCUAUUGUGAACCCUGCAAGAAGUAUGGUAUCAACCAUUAUGAAAUUUCUUGAUUCUGGCCCAAACAAAGCUGUUGACAGCUCUUUGAAAACAAGAAUUCUAGCUUCUGAACCUGAUAACGCAGAAGGGAUCCAUAACUUCGCACCCCUGGGCACGAUCACCUCUAGCAGUCCUACUGCUCAGCCAGCAGAGGUGCUUUUGCAGGCCACACCGCCCCAUAGAAGAGCGCGCUCUGCUGCUUGGUCCUACAUCUUUCUGCCAGAGGAAGCAUGGUGUGACCUUACCAUCCACCUUCCUGCCGCGGUGCUGCUUAAAGAGAUACACAUCCAGCCUCAUUUAGCAUCUCUUGCAACCUGUCCGUCGUCGGUGUCGGUUGAAGUCAGUGCAGAUGGGGUAAAUAUGCUUCCCUUGUCUACUCCUGUUGUCACAAGUGGUCUCACCUACAUAAAAAUCCAAUUGGUGAAAGCUGAAGUAGCUUCUGCUGUCUGCCUUCGACUGCACCGUCCACGUGAUGCCAGUACUGUAGGCCUGUCACAAAUCAAAUUGUUGGGCCUUACCGCUUUUGGUACCACUUCUUCAGCAACAGUUAAUAAUCCCUUCCUUCCGUCUGAAGAUCAGGUAUCAAAAACCAGUAUUGGGUGGUUACGCUUGCUGCAUCAUUGCCUCACUCACAUAAGUGAUUUAGAAGGAAUGAUGGCAAGUGCAGCUGCGCCUACUGCUAACCUGCUACAGACUUGUGCUGCCUUACUCAUGUCCCCGUACUGUGGGAUGCAUUCCCCCAACAUCGAGGUUGUGCUUGUCAAGAUAGGACUGCAGUCCACCAGCAUCGGCCUGAAGCUCAUUGACAUCCUCCUGAGAAACUGUGCGGCCUCUGGCAGCGAUCCUACAGACUUGAAUAGCCCUUUACUUUUUGGAAGGCUGAAUGGACUCUCUUCUGACUCUACAAUAGACAUUCUUUACCAGCUUGGAACAACUCAGGAUCCUGGAACAAAAGACAGAAUUCAGGCCUUGUUAAAAUGGGUCAGUGAUUCUGCAAGAGUGGCUGCUAUGAAGAGAAGUGGCAGGAUGAACUACAUGUGCCCUAAUUACUCCGCAGUGGAGUAUGGUCUGCUGAUGCCAUCGCCCUCUCACUUGCACUGCGUGGCAGCCAUCCUGUGGCAUAGUUACGAACUGCUUGUAGAGUAUGAUUUACCAGCGCUGCUGGACAGAGAACUCUUUGAGUUGCUGUUUAAUUGGUCCAUGUCUCUUCCCUGUAAUAUGGUGCUGAAGAAAGCUGUGGACAGUCUGCUUUGCUCCAUGUGUCACAUCCACCCCACUUACUUUUCGUUGCUCAUGGGCUGGAUGGGCAUUGCCCCUCCCCCUGUGCAGUGCCACCACAGGCUUUCCAUGACGGAUGACAGCAAAAAGCAGGAUCUCAGUUCAUCCUUAACAGAUGACUCUAAAAAUGCUCAGGCACCCCUGGCACUCACGGAGUCACACCUGGCAACCCUGGCUUCGUCCUCACAGUCUCCAGAGGCUAUCAAGCAGCUACUAGACUCGGGCGUGCCUUCUUUGCUUGUGAGGAGUCUGGCAAGUUUCUGCUUUAGCCACAUUUCUUACUCAGAAAGUAUUGCUCCGUCAAUAGAUGUUUCCCAGGACAAACUGCGGCGGCAUCAUGUUCUACAGCAAUGCAACAAGAUGCCUGUCACAGCAGACCUGGUUGCUCCUAUUCUGAGGUUUCUGACGGAAGUCGGCAAUAGCCAUAUUAUGAAAGAUUGGCUUGGCGGUUCUGAAGUCAAUCCGCUCUGGACAGCACUUCUGUUCUUACUGUGUCACCCCGGGUCAGCUUCGGGAGGACCUGCUUUAGCUGCCCAACAGACCAGUACCAAAUCAGCCUCUCUUGCUUCAACCACCACCGCAGGAUUGACUACUCAGCAGCGGACAGCAAUUGAGAAUGCCACUGUUGCGUUCUUUCUACAGUGUAUUUCAUGCCACCCUAAUAAUCAGAAGCUGAUGGCACAGGUUCUUUGUGAACUGUUUCAGACCGCUCCCCAGCGAGGGAACCUGCCCACAUCUGGGAACAUUUCAGGGUUUAUACGCAGAUUAUUUUUACAGUUAAUGCUGGAAGAUGAGAAGGUGACAAUGUUUCUUCAGUCUCCCUGUCCAUUGUAUAAAGGUAGAAUUAAUGCUACUAGCCAUGUCAUCCAGCAUCCAAUGUAUGGUGCAGGCCACAAGUUCCGUACUCUGCAUCUGCCUGUUUCAACGACAUUAUCAGAUGUCCUUGACAGAGUGUCAGAUACUCCAAGCAUCACAGCUAAAUUAAUUAGUGAACAAAAAGAUGACAAAGAAAAGAAAAACCAUGAAGAAAAAGAAAAAGUUAAGGCGGAAAAUGGAUUUCAAGACAACUAUAGUGUUGUUGUUGCUUCCGGCCUGAAGUCCCAGUCUAAACGUGCUGUUUCUGCCACCCCACCUCGCCCACCAUCCAGGAGAGGGAGGACAGUACCUGAUAAAAUAGGAACUGCUUCCUCAGGAGCAGAGGCUGCCAGCAAAGUUAUUACUGUCCCAGUAUUUCAUCUGUUUCACAAACUUUUGGCAGGCCAACCGUUGCCUGCUGAAAUGACACUUGCCCAGCUUUUAACUCUCCUAUAUGACCGAAAACUUCCUCAAGGUUAUCGCUCAAUAGAUCUAACUGUUAAGUUGGGAUCAAGAGUUAUCACAGACCCAAGUCUGUCAAAAACAGACUCUUUUAAAAGGCUGCAUCCUGAAAAAGAUCAUGGAGACUUACUUGGUAACUGUCCUGAAGAUGAGGCCCUCACUCCAAAUGAUGAGUGCAUGGAUGGGAUAAUGGAUGAAUCUUUGCUUGAAACCUGUCCCAUUCAGUCACCAUUACAGGUUUUUGCAGGAAUGGGUGGACUGGCUCUUAUUGCAGAAAGAUUGCCUAUGCUGUAUCCUGAAGUAAUUCAACAGGUCAGUGCUCCAGUUGUAACAUCUGCUACUCAGGAGAAGCCAAAGGACAGUGAUCAGUUUGAAUGGGUGACUAUUGAGCAGUCCGGGGAGUUAGUCUAUGAAGCACCAGAAACCAUCGCAGCUGAGCCUCCCCCAAUCAAGUCCGCAGUGCAGACCAUGUCGCCCAUACCUGCCCACUCUCUGGCUGCCUUUGGCCUGUUUCUGCGUCUUCCAGGCUAUGCUGAAGUGCUGCUGAAAGAGAGGAAACACGCCCAGUGCCUUCUGCGUUUAGUGUUAGGGGUGACAGAUGAUGGAGAAGGAAGUCAUAUUCUGCAAUCUCCAUCAGCCAAUGUGCUUCCAACCCUUCCUUUCCAUGUCCUCCGGAGCUUGUUCAGCUCUACCCCCUUGACAACUGAUGAUGGUGUGCUGCUAAGGCGGAUGGCCUUGGAAAUCGGGGCGCUGCACCUCAUUCUUGUGUGCCUCUCUGCUUUGAGCCACCAUGCUCCACGUGUUCCAAACUCUAACCUCAAUCAAACAGAGCCACAGGUGGCAAGCUCUCAUAACCCUACAUCAACAGAAGAACAGCAGCUGUAUUGGGCCAAAGGGACUGGUUUUGGAACAGGCUCCACAGCUUCUGGGUGGGAUGUGGAACAAGCCUUAACUAAGCAGAGGCUGGAAGAGGAGCACGUCACCUGUCUUCUGCAGGUUCUUGCGAGUUACAUCAACCCGCUGAGUGGUGCGGUCAGUGGAGAGGCGCAGUCCGCUCAGGAGAGCCGAGGCCAGAACAGCAGCGCCCUGCCCGCCGUGCUCCUGGAGCUGCUCAGUCAGUCCUGCCUCAUCCCCGCCGUGUCGUCCUACCUGCGAAAUGAUUCCGUUCUCGACAUGGCGAGACAUGUACCCCUCUAUAGAGCUCUGCUGGAAUUGCUCCGGGCCAUUGCUUCCUGCACGUCCAUGGUGCCCCUGCUGCUGCCUCUUUCUACAGAGAAUGGUGAAGAGGAGGAGGACCAGUCCGAGUGUCAAACUUCUGUUGGUACAUUAUUAGCCAAAAUGAAGACCUGUGUAGAUACAUACACCAACCGUUUAAGAUCUAAAAGGGAAAAUGUUAAAACUGGAGUAAAGCCAGAUGCAUCUGAUCAAGAGCCAGAAGGACUUACUCUUCUGGUGCCAGACAUCCAGAAGACAGCCGAGAUCGUGUAUGCAGCCACCAUGAGCUUGCGGCAGGCACAUCAAGAAAAAAAACUAGGUGAAUAUUCCAAGAAGGUGGCCAUGAAACCCAAACCUUUGUCAGUAUUAAAAUCGCUUGAAGAAAAGUAUGUGGCUGUUAUGAAGAAAUUACAGUUUGAUACGUUUGAAAUGGUUUCUGAAGAUGACGAUGGGAAAUUGGGUUUUAGAGUGAAUUACCACUACAUGUCUCAGGUGAAGAAUGCCAGUGAUGCCAACAGCGCUGCCAGAGCCCGCCGCCUUGCCCAGGAAGCUGUGACGCUUUCAACCUCACUGCCCCUCUCGUCGUCCUCCAGUGUGUUUGUGCGCUGUGACGAGGAGCGACUCGACAUCAUGAAGGUUCUGAUAACAGGUCCCGCGGAUACCCCCUAUGCAAAUGGCUGUUUUGAGUUUGAUGUGUAUUUUCCUCAAGAUUAUCCCAGUUCACCCCCUCUGGUGAAUCUAGAGACGACUGGUGGUCAUAGUGUGCGGUUCAAUCCAAAUCUUUAUAAUGAUGGCAAGGUGUGUUUAAGCAUCUUAAAUACUUGGCAUGGAAGGCCAGAGGAGAAGUGGAAUCCUCAGACCUCAAGCUUUUUGCAAGUGUUGGUAUCUGUCCAGUCCCUUAUAUUAGUAGCUGAGCCUUAUUUCAAUGAGCCAGGAUAUGAGCGGUCCCGAGGCACUCCCAGCGGCACACAGAGUUCUCGAGAAUAUGAUGGGAAUAUUCGGCAGGCAACGGUUAAGUGGGCAAUGCUAGAACAAAUCAGAAACCCUUCACCAUGCUUUAAAGAGGUCAUACACAAACAUUUUUACUUGAAACGAGUUGAGAUCAUGGCGCAGUGUGAGGAGUGGAUCGCAGACAUCCAGCAGUAUAGCAGUGACAAACGAGUUGGCCGGACUAUGUCUCACCACGCGGCUGCCCUCAAGCGUCACACUGCUCAGCUUCGGGAGGAGCUGCUCAAGCUGCCCUGCCCUGAAGGCCUGGACCCCGACGCCAACGAAGCCCCCGAGGUGUGCAGGGCAGGUGCCGACGCUGAGGAGCAGGGGCGAGCCGGUGGUGGCAGCGAGCUUCCCACGGACUUCCAGUUAUGAGCUGUGGCCACGUGGAUGUCACAGACACAAAGGCUUCGAAGCACAAGCCAAAUAUGUCAAUAUUUGUAUGUAAGAAACUAAUUAUGUAAUAGGUAAUGAAACUAUACUGCGCCCUUAAGGAGAUCCAGUUUAAUUCACGGUGAUCUUUUAUUUACCUGUACAAGAGUGUAAACUUUUUUGUGCUUUUAUUUUUUAAUUGUGAGAACCACUGAUUGGUAUGUUCAACAAAUUUGUGUAUACAAAGAAAUGGAUAAAUCACUGAUUAUAAGGGAAACUACCUUAGGAAAGAAUGUUUACUGAAUGUUUAUUUUAUUUUUUUUUUUACUGUAGAGUGAGGGGUUGUUAACAAAGAAUAUAUAUUGGUCAUUCUUACAACUACUAUUUAAAGUCGGCAACUUUUCACAGAAUUUGAUAAUUUUAUGUUUGGCCGUAUCUUCAUGCUCAUAUUUGAUUUCUGAAGACCUCCUACAUACACUUCAAUAAAAGUUAAAUGGACCUACUCCCUCUUUUUUGAUUUACUGGUACAUUUUUAAAAUAAUAAAUCUGCCAUAAAAUACAAUAUAGCUGGGGACUUGCACUUGUAUGGAUGAAUUUAUUACAUUCAACAUAUUUAAUUUUAUGCCUUCUAAUUCUAAAAUGCAGAAAAAAAUAAAUGAACUUGAUUUUAUUCUAUGCCAA
Messenger RNA from Ochotona princeps (American pika), 15444 nucleotides. RefSeq names its product baculoviral IAP repeat containing 6 (gene BIRC6). The coding region runs from base 163 to 14766 and encodes 4867 amino acids. Gene Ontology annotation, cellular component: nucleus. The record is from RefSeq and is a predicted model, not a curated record. Gene Ontology annotation, molecular function: ubiquitin conjugating enzyme activity; cysteine-type endopeptidase inhibitor activity. Gene Ontology annotation, biological process: regulation of cytokinesis; negative regulation of apoptotic process; apoptotic process. Lineage: Eukaryota; Metazoa; Chordata; Mammalia; Lagomorpha; Ochotonidae. The transcript is spliced from 74 exons.